Messenger RNA from Pedinophyceae sp. YPF-701, 480 nucleotides. Lineage: Eukaryota; Viridiplantae; Chlorophyta; Pedinophyceae. The record is from the annotation of a GenBank genome assembly.
AUGGGGUCGACUGCAGCCAGCAAGGCCUCGCUGAAGGCCAAGGGAGGGGCCCGCAAGGAGGGGAAGGCCAAGACUCCCGCGAAGAAGAAGGCCGGGAAGAAACAGGGCGACGACAUCGACGCCAUCUUCGCAGUUGCCGCCGAACCCAAGCCCGCGGCGGAGAAGGACGCAGUCGAGAAUGGCGGGGAUGCGGUGGACGAGGUGGACGCGAUGAUCGCCGCGGGCGGGGUGGAGAUGGACGCGGCGACGUUGGCGGCGCUGAAGGAGAAGAUCGCCAAGGCGCGGGCGAAGAAGGGCUCCAAGGCCGCCGCCCAGAAGCCCAAGGUCGCGGGCAGCAAGGACGACCUGUUUGGCAGCGGGGGGGGCGGGGGGCGGAAGACGACGGAGGAGGGGUACGGCAUCUACAGCGAGAAGGAGCUCGGGCUGGCCAAGGGCGGCGGCACGGACCAGUGCCCCUUCGACUGUGACUGCUGCCACUGA